GGGAGUAGGGUGAGUAUUGUAAACAUAUCAGUACACCAAUAGCCAAUAAUCAAGGCUUCAAAAUGAGCUUAAUGUUGAAAUGUUGCACACCAGAAUCCCCACGAAGGCAGGACUCCCCGCAGUGGCGACUUAGCACCGUCGCCAUGACAACAAAUACACUUCAUGUCAUGGCGUCCCCGUUGAAGGACCCGCUGUUUGAAACGUCGGCACGCGGUCCUCCCUCCGAUAUUCAUUUCUAUCAUUUUGCAGUUACCAAGUCAGAAGUGAUCUGGAGAUGGUGGGCGAUAUCACCAAGAAAACAAUACUGGGGCUCCAUGCCCGGGGAGCAGAAGGAGCCACACCAGGACUUCUUGGAUGACAGAAUGCUGCAAAGGAAGAUUAGUAUGGUUUUCGGUGAACGAAUCUUGGAGUACACCAAGUCUUUGUGCCAAGGACAUUAUGAUUAUUUGGAGCGCCUGUCUGACACCUUACUUCUGCGGAUAGUAAAAAAUCUAGAGAUAGAGGAUAUUGGUCAGCUUGGACGAACGUCACGCAGGUUCCAAAAGCUAUGUGGGUCCGAGAAGUUAUGGGAGCAGGCAGUGCAGCAGCGCUUCAACACAGUGUCAGCUGAAGUGGCAUCUCUCGCGCUGGAUGUGGGCUGGCGUAGCAUCUUCUUCACCAAUAAGCUACCUGCAAAAGUUGAUCAGCCGAAAGAGGCUGAAGACCAAGAAGCGACAAGCAGGACAGGUCUCUGACACGCAUACGAAGGCCGAGGAGUCUCCCGAAGGAACCUUAGAGACAGAGCCAACACCUGGUUCUGAUACUCGCAUUGACACCAGCUCUUGCUCUGACUUUGACCCUGACUUUGACCCUGACA
Pungitius pungitius (ninespine stickleback) is the source of this 856-nucleotide messenger RNA. It is a transcript of the gene fbxo36b, whose product is annotated as F-box protein 36b. The record is from RefSeq and is a predicted model, not a curated record. Gene Ontology annotation, molecular function: protein binding. Lineage: Eukaryota; Metazoa; Chordata; Actinopteri; Perciformes; Gasterosteidae.